This is a messenger RNA of Thyridium curvatum, 591 nucleotides long. RefSeq lists its product as uncharacterized. The record is from RefSeq and is a predicted model, not a curated record. Gene Ontology annotation, cellular component: cytoplasm. The transcript is spliced from 2 exons. Gene Ontology annotation, molecular function: protein phosphatase inhibitor activity. The coding region runs from base 1 to 591 and encodes 196 amino acids. NCBI's taxonomy places the organism in Eukaryota, Fungi, Ascomycota, Sordariomycetes, Thyridiales, Thyridiaceae.
AUGAACCCCCACCAGAAGAACAAGGUUGACAUCAACAAGCAAACCCGAGGCAUUUGCUACCGCAUCCCCCUUCCACCCCAAACCCCGCCCAAGGACCAAAACCCAUCGCUGACCUUCUCUCCCUUGGCCCAACCGAAACAGUCCCUCUCCCCCGAGGAGCAGCGCCUCUUCCGCCUCUACGGAAAGCUCCCCUCGCGCUCCGACCACUUCGCCAAGCACCUCAAGGAGCGCAAGUACUUUGACAGCGGCGACUACGCCCUCUCCAAGGCCGGCAAGGCCGACUCGGUCGACACGGGCGCCGUCGGCUCCCAGCACCCCGUCCCCGAGAACAUCCCGCACCUGUCGUCCCCCGUCGGCAGCAACGGCGGCGGCGCCAUCGGCGGCGCCGUGCCCGGCAGCGCCAACGCCCAGCACAACUUCCUGCAGGCGCACCAGCACCACCCGCAGGGCAGCAUGCAGGCCGGCAGCCCCGUCAAGGAGAGCAGCUUCCUGCACCGCGAGACGAGCGCCGACGAGGUCGAGUACGAGGCGCAGCAGCAGCAGGGCGGCGGCGGCGGAGCGCAGAGCGAGGGUAUUCCCAUUCGGCGAUAG